Messenger RNA from Xenia sp. Carnegie-2017, 990 nucleotides. Its product is annotated as ADP-ribosylation factor-like protein 15. Gene Ontology annotation, molecular function: GTPase activity; GTP binding. The transcript has 6 exons. Lineage: Eukaryota; Metazoa; Cnidaria; Anthozoa; Malacalcyonacea; Xeniidae. The record is from RefSeq and is a predicted model, not a curated record. The coding region runs from base 199 to 813 and encodes 204 amino acids.
UUUCAUUGUGUUUAUUUUUAUAAACAUGAAACGGAAUGAUGGAAGUAUAUACGAGAAGAAAGGAAAUUAUUUCUUUCGCUGAUCACUAUCGAGUGGACCGAUUCUUUUUUUGCGAUAAUUUGCAACGAUGACAGCUAAUUUCAAGAGUUAGCCAUUAAACACGAGAAGAGAGGGCUAUAAUUAUACUUCGCUGUUUUGAUGUUUGACUGGUGCAGGUUUUGCUGUGCCCUCAGCAGGAUUGGUUGCUAUAAGUGCUGUCACAAGGCUGCCUUAUCCAGGCCGGAGUUCACUGUUGUGGCAUUGGGGCUUUCAAAUGCAGGCAAAUCAACAUUGCUAUCGAUAUUAGCAAACGAAGAGCUCCAAGAUGACUGCGUACCAACUCAAGGAUUUUCUAUCAAAGUACUUCAGUUUCCUGAUGCCAUCCUUAAUGUAAUGGAACUUGGUGGUGCUGUUGAGCAGUAUUGGUGUCAUUAUUAUUGUGGAGCAGAAGGCAUUGUUUUUGUCAUCGAUAGCUCGGACAACAGACAUCUAGAACAAGCUGCUGAAUGCCUUUCAAGGCUUCUCAACCAUCCAAUUCUUAGCGGCCUCCCUUUGUUAAUUUUAGCCAACAAGCAAGAUGUUGCGAAUGCAAAAGAUGCUAAUGAGAUAAAGGACAUUCUUAGUCUUGACAAGAUUGCUGAUGACAAUGACUACAUCAUUUACUGCUGUUCCAGUCAAGAUGUAAACAGCAUUCGAGAAGGAUUCGUCGAUCUAAUACACAAAUUAAAACGCGAAUCACCAAACACCCUAACAAUGCCCUACAUUGAAAAUUAGUGUCAAUCCAGCAAAUAUAAUACUCCGGUUAAUAAACUGUAGUAUUUAGAUCAGUUGGAACGGACUGAGUUUUGCACCUCAGAAUGAUAUAUGUAUAGAUAGUUCUAAUAUAUGGUCGAUUACAUAAAGUUUUAUAUACGCAUUCAACGAAACUGUAUUAAAAUUAUUACUCAUAAA